ACUGAUGCACCGUUGAGGGCUCCGUGACAAGCACGCAUCACGAUGUCCAGCAGCUGGCUUUUCACCGUCGCCGUAAGCGUCACGCUGGUAGCGUCGGCACUGUCUCAGUGCGUGACGUACGGCUACUGCGGCACGGACGAGGACUCCGGCAAGCCGCUGCCAUGCGCAGUCAAGCGUGAUCCGGUCCCCAUCGAGAGUGGCAUCCUCAAGCACGCGUGCCCGGCGCUCAUCGAUUCUUCCGGCAAGUCGGUGCCCGCCUGCUGCGACGCGAACCAGGUGGCGGCCUUCAAGUCUGAGCUAAAGAACCUCGUAACCCUCGGCGUUGGCAGGCGCAGCAAGUGUUUCCGCAACUUCCAAAACCUCGUCUGCCAGGCGUUCUGCUCACCCCAGCAGUCCCGAUUCGUCGCCAUCAAUGGCACCAGCAGCGAGGGAAGCAACCAGACCUCCGCCACGGAGUCUGUGUACGCCUUGAACAAGAAUUUCGCCGAAGAAGUGUACCGUGCCUGCAAGGACGUCCGCACCUGGGUCUUCGGCAUCAAGCUGAUGAAGUACAUGUGCGGAAAGUACGGCAACAGCGACUGCUCGGCCCAGCGCUUCCUCGACUUCGUGGGCUCCAUCAGCUCGGAGGGCGGCUACUCACCGCUCAAGAUCCACCAUGUUCUCACCAAAGACCCGAUUACAGUGGAUGGCCAGAAGCUGGAGCCUUUCAACCCCAAGAUCCUCUGAUUUCAUCAAAGCUCGUGCGGGGACGUAUACGACGGUUGGCGUAAUAAAUAAAGACUUGAAACAGCAGCAGCUGUAAA
Messenger RNA from Dermacentor silvarum, 803 nucleotides. Its product is annotated as NPC1-like intracellular cholesterol transporter 1. The transcript has a single exon. The record is from RefSeq and is a predicted model, not a curated record. Lineage: Eukaryota; Metazoa; Arthropoda; Arachnida; Ixodida; Ixodidae. Bases 43 to 726 code for a protein of 227 amino acids.